Molecule: messenger RNA, 417 nt
Organism: Paraglomus occultum
Lineage: Eukaryota; Fungi; Glomeromycota; Glomeromycetes; Paraglomerales; Paraglomeraceae
Source: the annotation of a GenBank genome assembly
AUGGCCUCAUUAUUCUUUAAAGGUGUCAGACUCAGCCGGACACAAGGCACCCGGUUUUCACAAGUUCGCUUCGCAUCUACCACUGCAGCUGUUGCUGAAAAAUCUGGACAAGUUACAAAAGGUGUCCAAAACUUGGCUACAAAAAUUGCAGCUCUUAGAAAACCCAUCCUCUACAAUGCUGCAGUCGUGAGAGAACUGGUAAAGGAAGUUUGGAAGAGGGAAGACCUUUCACCUCCAAGUCUCGCGCAAAUAGAAGAAGCACGUUCUUAUCUUCAAAAGACACUACAUUGGAAGCAUAUUAAAUCACUAAGUCUAUACGAUUAUGCGAGAAUUGGUGUACGCUCAGCAGAAGUAGCUGGGUUCUUCUUUAUCGGUGAGGUCAUCGGCAGACGAUCGCUCAUCGGUUAUAAUGUCUAG